This is a messenger RNA of Pyrenophora tritici-repentis Pt-1C-BFP, 1712 nucleotides long. The record is from RefSeq and is a predicted model, not a curated record. NCBI's taxonomy places the organism in Eukaryota, Fungi, Ascomycota, Dothideomycetes, Pleosporales, Pleosporaceae.
ACAUCUCUGUUCUUAUAAUUCUUUGGGCCCCUUCUCUUUGGUCUCUGUAAAGACGACAUUGCAUUGUUUGUGUUCUACUACAGGUUCUUGAUAUACUUCGCCCAAGAUGCCGUCGAUAUCCCUCACCCUCCGCACAGCGCGUACUUUUUCGCGAAGCACCACAAAAACAUAUCUUAACCUCUCUCGCUCCUUCUCGUCAUCGCUUCGUCGCAAUGAGAUCAACAAGGUGUACCCAAGCGCUGCAGCCGCAAUUGAAGACAUGUCUUCCGACAGCACGCUUCUGUGCGGUGGUUUCGGACUCUCAGGUGUCCCAGAUACGCUUAUCGAACAAGUAAAAAACACCCCACACAUUACCGGCCUAACCGCCGUAUCCAACAACGCCGGCGUUGUGGGAGGAGGUCUGGGUUUACUACUAGAAAGCAAACAAGUCAAGAAGAUGAUUGCAAGCUACGUAGGCGAGAACAAGGUUCUCGAGCAAAUGUACCUCACAGGAGAACUAGAGUUGGAACUCACACCCCAGGGAACACUAGCAGAAAGAUGUAGAGCAGGCGGUGCCGGCAUCCCCGCAUUCUACACACCCGCCGCCUUUGGCACCGUCGUCCAAACAGGAGAACUAGCACUCAAGCAUAACGGCGAUGGCACCGUCGCCCAAUACUCGACACCCCGCGACGUCAAAGUCUUCGCGGGCAAGAGCUACAUAAUGGAAGAAAGCAUAAAAGGCGACUACGCCUUCAUCAAAGCCUACAAAGCCGACCGCCUAGGAAACGUGCAAUUCCGCUUCUCCGCCCAAAACUUCAACGGCGCCAUGGCCCGCAAUGCCAAAAUCACAAUCGUAGAAGCCGAACACAUCGUCCCCGUCGGCGAUAUCCUCCCCAACGCCGUCCACGUCCCCGGCAUCUACAUCGACCGCGUCAUCCAAUCGACCGCAGAGAAGAAGAUUGAAAAAGUAGUAAACGCAAAAGACCCAAACGAAGCCCUCGCUGCCGACCUCGGCAAAGGCGACACGGCAUCGAAACGCGAACGCAUCGUCCGUCGCGCCGCUAAGGAAUUCAAAAACGGCAUGUAUGCAAACCUAGGUAUCGGCAUGCCCAUGCUCGCCCCUUCCUUCGUAGACCCCUCAGUAGAAGUCCAAUUGCAGUCUGAAAAUGGUAUCUUGGGUCUAGGCCCUUACCCGCAAAAAGGAACAGAAGACCCAGACCUCAUCAACGCGGGUAAGGAGACGGUUACUUUACUCCCCGGUGCUUCGUGCUUUGGGUCUGAAGAGUCGUUCGGCAUGAUCCGUGCUGGUAAAAUCAAUCUCACUAUCCUCGGUGCGAUGCAAGUUUCCGCACAUGGCGAUUUGGCGAAUUGGAUGUUGCCCGGCAAAGUCAAGGGGUUUGGAGGCGCCAUGGAUCUGGUUAGUAAUCCGCAGAUGACCAAGGUGGUGGUUACUAUGGAGCAUACGGAUAAGAAGGGGAGGCCGAAGAUUUUGAAACAGUGUGAGUUUCCGCUUACGGGCAAGGCGUGUGUUAGUCGGAUUAUCACGGAUUUGUGUGUAUUCGACGUCGAUUUUACUCAGGGUCUGACGCUCAUUGAGCUCGCGGAUGGUGUUACCGUGGAUGAAGUGCGGUCCAAGACGGGUGCGACGUUCAAGGAAGCGGCUGAGAUUAAGCCCAUGUUGUAGAACGUGGAUGUGAAUAUGAAUAUGACGCAGAUUCCCCAGUUAGACAAAA